This is a messenger RNA of Vigna umbellata (rice bean), 1265 nucleotides long. Its product is annotated as Cytochrome b561/ferric reductase transmembrane with DOMON related domain-containing protein. Lineage: Eukaryota; Viridiplantae; Streptophyta; Magnoliopsida; Fabales; Fabaceae. The record is from RefSeq and is a predicted model, not a curated record.
AUGAAGUUAACAAGUUUCUGUCAGAUAAUCUUGUUCAUUAUGCUCUAUAGUUCAUCAACCUUUGUCACUUCUCAAGAUUCAUGCUCCUCUAAAUUGCAGCAACUUCAGCUUCCUAUCCCUUUCGAUACAAGUUCACUCCUCUGCAGUUCUGUUUGGCCUGCUCACAGUUUCAUCCUUAGAUAUGCUAAGGCUUCAUCAGAUGUGUGGAGCUUCAUAUUUUCAUUCCCAUUAGACCCAAAAGCUUAUGCAGCGAUAGGGUUCUCGAAAGAUGGAAGCAUGGUGGGUUCUAGUGCCAUUGUGGGGUGGAUGCCAUCUCCAGGUGCUGGGGGCAUGAAAUAUUACUAUCUGGGUGGAAAAUCAAAAGAUGAAGUGAUUAAAGACAGAAGUGAUCUUUAUAUUAUGAAUGCAUCAUUUGUUCCAGCAACUGGUUCACUUGGUUACUUGAUCUUCCAAUUGAAGACCACUCAACCUUCUUCCAAUCUCAUAUUUGCCAUUGGACCCAAUGGCCAGUUUCCUGAUUAUCCAAGCUAUGACUUGCCCAAACAUAUUGAUCAGACAUCAGUAACCAUUGAUUAUUCAAAAGGAGGUUCAACUAAAAACAAUUCUAAUCUAAAUCUUCGAAGAAGCCAUGGAGUUCUGAACAUUAUGGGAUGGAGCAUUCUAAUGAUUAUAGGAUCCAUAAUUGCACGAUACUUCAAAGAAAGGGAUCCCAUGUGGUUUUAUCUGCAUGCUUCAAUUCAAGCAUUUGGGUUCCUUGCUGGCAUACUUGGAGUUUUAUGUGGAUUGCUCUUAGAUAGGAAUCUCGAAGUCACUCAUCACAAAAAUGUAGCAUUCCUCAUCAUCAUCCUUGGCUUCCUACAGGUGUUAGCCAUUAUAUUAAGACCAGGAAAAGAAUCAAAGAUAAGAAAGUAUUGGAAUUGGUAUCAUCAUAAUGUGGGGAGGAUUUUGAUUAUCUUUGCAAUUCUUAACACCUUUUAUGGACUCCAUUUGGGAGGAGAAGGAUCUAAGUGGUUUCUUGCUUAUGGAGUCACUAUUGCUAUCUUGGUCAUUGUCUUUGUGUUCUUGGAGAUAAGAAUGAGAAUCAUUGCAAGAAGAGACUCUAAGUCAUAUCCUCAAUCCGUGGAGAUGCCUUAUUAGCUUAAACAUGUUUAUUUUGAAUCCAAAAUCAUUCAUAUUUUGUAAUGUAUCAUAACUAUUUACCACAUCCCCAAAUACAAGUUUCAAUAUGGAAAUGAGAGAAAAAAGGAAUAUAAUUAAUUUAAAGA